CAUCUUCACCACGCGCGAGCUUCACCCCCAGGCGCAGGCCCGACGUUGCACCAACAUCAGCCUUGUCUCAAAGCUGACGGUUCCGAGUCUCACCUUUUGACAACAGCGCAAUCUUCUCCACAGGUCUGGGUUGGCUUUUCCUUGACCUCAACCCCAAGCACCGAAUCACGACUGCACGCAGGUCGUUCGAGGCACGCCCAAGACAGCUCGUCAGUCUCCCGUGCCUCGUCCCGCUUUGGGACUCACUCGCCGCACAACAUUCUCUGCUGUGGCCCCCAGCUCUCAAGAAACCCCGCAAGAUGGAGCCCCGAGCACGAGCCGGCAAAAACGUCGGGAAGGCCAACUUUAGCACCCCGGAGCUGACCCAGUUUUUGAUCGCGCACGGCGACUCACGCCAACCCCUACCGGAGACGAUCCGCAUCCUCGACGAGAUCCUGACCGAGUUCAUCCAGGGCGUGUCCUUCGAGGCGACGCGCGUGGCGCAGCUCGCGGGCCGCCAGAAGGUGAAGUACGAGGACUUCCAGUUCGCCAUGCGCAGGAACCCGGUCUUCCUCGGGAAGGCAGCCGAGAACAAGGAGCUCCGCGAGAUCAUCGAAAAGCAGCGCAAGGUCUUUAAUGAGGACGAGAUGAUCAAGGAGGACCUUGGCGACGGCGCGGGCGCGGGAGGCGCGGCCGCCGGCACCGCCAGGAGCACCGGACCUGGUAGGGCAAAGAAGAGGGCUGCUCCUGGCGGAGGAGGGGAGGGCAGCCAGGCCAACGGCUCGGGGGAACCAGCCGCCCGUGCGAGCGGUGUUGAUGACGAGGAGCUGGGCGAGAUGGACGACGUCGACGACGCGGAGCUUGUAGGAGCCGGUGGCCGGAAGGCUUAGGAGGCGUCCUCGCACGGCCGGGCGACUCAGCGGCGGAAGGUCUCCUUCUCGACGCCUACCCCACCUACAUGACCAAGUGAUUUCACGAUUGAGCAUAGCGAAGGCGUUUUCUUCCUUUUUCUUUUUGGUGGGUGUAAGUUGCGAGGGGACAUGCAGCAUCAGGGCACUUGCGCAGGAAUCAGUUAUCCCAGGUGAGAGGAACAGGAACUUAAACUAGGAUGAAUAAACCUUCUAGUCUGUCACAACCAGAAUCCUGCUGAUGAGACUUGAGCCCAUCAUGUGGAGCUCUACCUAGGUAGUCUUUUUAUAAUACUUGUAAAUAUUAUUUACUUUUAUUUUUUAUAUAUUUUAAAA
Messenger RNA from Diaporthe batatas, 1223 nucleotides. RefSeq lists its product as uncharacterized. Gene Ontology annotation, cellular component: transcription factor TFIID complex. The record is from RefSeq and is a predicted model, not a curated record. Bases 300 to 869 code for a protein of 189 amino acids. Lineage: Eukaryota; Fungi; Ascomycota; Sordariomycetes; Diaporthales; Diaporthaceae. The transcript has 2 exons. Gene Ontology annotation, molecular function: protein heterodimerization activity. Gene Ontology annotation, biological process: RNA polymerase II preinitiation complex assembly; transcription by RNA polymerase II.